Molecule: messenger RNA, 1890 nt
Organism: Capronia epimyces CBS 606.96
Lineage: Eukaryota; Fungi; Ascomycota; Eurotiomycetes; Chaetothyriales; Herpotrichiellaceae
Exons: 3
Coding region: 1-1890 (629 amino acids)
Biological process (GO): regulation of cell cycle phase transition; positive regulation of nuclear cell cycle DNA replication
Cellular component (GO): nucleus; Dbf4-dependent protein kinase complex
Molecular function (GO): nucleic acid binding; protein serine/threonine kinase activator activity; zinc ion binding
Source: RefSeq, a predicted model, not a curated record
AUGGCCAAUCCGUCCCGUCGACUCCCUCUCGCGAGCCUUGCCAAUGCCCCCAAUUCUCCCCACCGGCUGCUCAGCAACAGUGGCUCGAAACGGCCUCGAAGCCUGGCGAAUCUCGCCCAACAGGAAAACGAACCUCCUCAGAAACGGGUGGCGGUCGAGAAAAAUGCCCGGGACCCCAAUCCCCCGGUCACGCCGCAGAGGCAGCCACAAUCCGCCAUGGCAGAGAGCCGCGUCUUUGAACGAGGACAUGGCGAGUCGGGGUCGACCGCCUUCCAACGAAAACUAGUUGCCGCUCGAGACAAGAGUGCUGGUCUGCGGGUGACCAAAAAUGUUGACGUCUCCACCAAGGAAGACACCAUCCGCACCUGGCAAAAACAUUACCGCAAACUGUUCCCCACGUUCAGCUUCUACUUUGAUGGCGUGUCGGAGGAGGCACGGUCUCGCUUCCUCCGACAAGUUACCUCCCUUGGAGCUAAAGAAGAGAAGUUCUUCUCAAAGGCUGUAACUCAUAUCGUGACCACCCGUCAUAUUCCCACCGAGUCGGGAAAACAUGCAAACGACCCCGAGCAGCAUUCCCCAGUCGAAGAUCAUCCGCAAACGAUUAAUCCAUCCCUCCUGGAAAAGAACCCUCGAGGGCACAUGCCGGCCAGCGUCAGACGUGAGGGAAUGAACCACAUGGACAUUCUCGUUCGAGGGAAGGAAAUGGGGAUGAAGAUAUGGGCGGCAGAGAAACUUCAAAGAGUCUUGGGGUCCAUCCUAGAAGAUUCGGCGAGUCAUGGUCACUAUGCUCGUGGAUCAACCCACACGAGUCGACACCAGCAUCAGGAUCUGGGACAAGUCUUGAAAAAUGAAAAGCUGGGAACGACCUCUGACAGAGAGCAGCCCUUCUUGUCUCUGGUGCCAUUUAAAGGACCGUUCAUCUACGUUCAUGACAUGGAGGAGAAAUAUCGGCCCACCAUGGUCAGGGAAUAUCCCAAAGUGGCACGACGAUCAGAUGGAGAAUGGCCACAGUUUCGGUCUGCCAGCAUGGGCAAAUGUCCGUUCAUCGAAGACCCGGCAAUGAAGAAGGAAAUCGAACAGGAACGCAAGCGGGCUAACAUGGCUGCCAUGCAGCAACAGCAACGGGAGCAGCACGUUCCCCGGACACGCUCCCAUAUGUCGGUGGAAACAACCAAACUCGAUGCACCACGGCGGGCAAGCCCACGUAAAGCUCUUGGGGUGGUGCAGAACAAUACCGCCACGGACCUGGAUAUGGACAAGAAGGACAGGAAACCCGCCACUGCUGCCCCUGACCGGCAUUCUUCCUUUCCUCCCAUGCCUGAACGACCGGGUUUCGAAUUCGUCCGGCCCGCACAACUGCACAUGGCUCGAGAGCCUGCGGCGUCGGGAAUCCAGAGGUCGAAUCUGACCUCUGCCAUUCAGUCACAGAUGAUUUCUUCUACUGCCGCCACUGGAGUCAAAGCCGGGACAAGCAAGGAGGUACAUCAUCAAUUGAAGCGGCAGGUUCUGGAACGUACCCACCACACAGGGAGUCUUUCCGUCGGGUCGAUCCCGUCCUCGCACCGGAUGAAUGACCUUGCCGGGGCCCUCAAGACCGUCCGGGCUCCUGCACCACAACGAGCAGCCAAAAGCAAGGCGCAAGAAAAGCUGGGAGGGAUCCAGGAAGAGGGAGAGUCACAUGCAGACGACAUUGCCGCAGAACGCGCUGUACAGUCGACCAGAAGAAAGAAAGCGGUCAAGAGAGAUCCCAAACCGGGAUAUUGCGAGAAUUGUCGGGAUAAGUAUGAAGAUUUUGAAGAGCACGUUGUCUCACGCAAGCAUCGAAAGUUUGCCAUGACCCAAUCGCAUUGGAAGGAACUUGACGCCCUUCUUGCCUUGUUGCAAGCUUGA